CUGAGGUAUGGGUCAGACGGCAGCACGCAGCGAGCGCAAUCAUUCCCAUACUUCUGGGGCCGAGGAAGUCUACAUCAGACCUGAGGUGAUCCGUCUCAGAUCGAUUGCUCAAAAGACUUGAACUGAGUUGGACAGCCCGAAACAUCGUUGCAGUCCCCGCCCCAGCUGAGAAAUCUCGACCUUUGUGCUGCAAGAGCAGUAUCCUGUGAUUUGCCGUAGGUUGGCCGCUGGUGAAACACAGAGGACUUGCAGGAUGACAGAGGAGAGCAAGACGUUGGUGCUCGCCAUUCCCAUCUUCAAUGGCAUCACGGUGUUGGAUGCUGUUGGUCCUUACGAGUGCCUCCAUGUUCUUCCCAACGUGAAAGUUGUUUUCGUCUCGCACCAGGCCGGGCCCUACAAGGCCACGCUUGGGUAUCUAUCCCUCUCAGCUACCCAUUCCUUCGACGAAGUACCGCACCCUGAUAUCAUUGUUGUUCCCGGGGGCCCCGGCAUCAUGCUCCUUCUGGAUGAUAAGCCAUUCCUCGAUUGGAUUCGGAAGGCACAUGAAACUUCAAUGUACACGACCUCAGUGUGCUCAGGAUCGCUGAUGCUUGGUGCAGCAGGACUGCUCAAGGGGCUGACUGCUGCUACACAUUGGAAUGUAUAUGACAUUCUUGAGAGUUAUGGUGCCAAACCCACAGCGGACCGAGUUGUUCAGGAGGGUAAGAUCUUAACAGCUGCUGGAGUUUCUUCAGGCAUUGACAUGGGGUUGAAGCUAGUGUCUCUCAUCACGGAUGAGAAAACAGCAAAAUCCGUCCAGCUUCUUUUGGAGUACGACCCUCAACCACCAUUCGACACGGGUUGUUUGAAGAAGGCAGCUGCCGAGCCAGAUGUCAUUGAGAGGGCGAAGUCCAUUGGGUACAGACUGAGAGCUCAUGCUAUCGAUAACCAUGGUAACCAUGUUGGUGAAAUGGUAUUUAGUUGAAAGUGAGUUCCGGGAGCAUUCUCCAUGUACCAAAGAAAUAGGUAGAACUUUACCCAUUUUUUUCUAUGGAACUCAAAGCACCCCAAUUUACCCUGUACUCAGUAUGUACAGUAAGAGUCACCCUGCGUCCAGCAAGCUUGAAGGUUUUUGGGGCCUUCACAUUCUCUUCUAUGUAAACAGAUAGAGAAUGUCUAUCGUAUCUGUUGGAUAUCUAUCUUCCCUCAGACUACAACUACCUUACUUUUCAGUUUUCAUUCGAAGAUGACAUUGAAGGGUGCAGUCAAGUUUUAUAGUCCUUAGCUGGCUCUGUGGAACUCAUCAAAGUGUACAUUUUACCCUUAUAAUUUAUAACGAAGUUCAUAGGUUGUCUGUCCUGCC
This is a messenger RNA of Marchantia polymorpha subsp. ruderalis, 1342 nucleotides long. NCBI's taxonomy places the organism in Eukaryota, Viridiplantae, Streptophyta, Marchantiopsida, Marchantiales, Marchantiaceae. The record is from the annotation of a GenBank genome assembly.